AUGGCGCAUGCCUUCCAAACGGGGCACCGCACCCAUAGUUGUGGAGAGCUUCGGAAGGAACAUGUGGGCCAGUCGGUGACUGUCUGCGGCUGGGUGCAGAUGUCCAGAGACAUGAAUCACUUUGCCUUCGUCGACCUGCGGGACCGCUAUGGCAUCACACAGGUUGUGUUUCCCAAAGAAGGAGCAGACGAAGCCGGCCUCCAGCGCUACGAGCAGGCACGAAACCUUGGCCGCGAGUUCGUCGUGAAGGUGACCGGAAAGGCAGGGCACUCCUCCGCCGCGAGUUCAACCGCUGCUCUGGGCACGGACUCGCAGGUGGUGGAGCGCAUCCAGAAGAACGCAAAGACAGGGGAUAUCGAGAUUGUAGCAGACCAACUUGAGGUCUUGAACGCUAGCUCCACACCUCCUUUCAAAAUCGAAGAUGUGACCGAUGCCAACGAGGACACACGAAUGCGGUAUCGAUACUUGGACAUUCGGCGGAACCCGAUCAAGGACGCAAUCCUACUCCGCAAUAAGGUCACGCGUAUGGUCCGAGAUUACCUGGGAGAUCUUGAGUUUUGCGAAGUCGAGACGCCGGUUCUCAUCAAGUCAACACCCGAAGGUGCUCGUGACUUUGUGGUGCCUUCACGAAUGAACCCUGGGCAGUUCUAUGCUCUGCCGCAGUCGCCGCAGACUUUCAAGCAGCUUCUAAUGGUGGGCGGUCUCGAUCGCUAUUUCCAGAUCGUGAAAUGCUUUCGCGACGAGGAGCUUCGGGCGGACAGGCAGCCUGAAUUUACUCAGAUUGAUUGCGAAAUGUCCUUCGUGCAGCAGGAGGAUGUUCUGCGGAUCUUCGAGGGCAUGAUUCGCCAAAUCUUCAAGAGCUUGUGCGGCCAGGUCCCAAGUCCGCAGUCCCAAGCAGUACUUCUGGAGAAGCAGGGCCAGCGCACCAUCACUGCCACUCCCGCCUUUCUCCAGGCGAUGGAUCGGUUUGGUAUCGACAAGCCUGACUUGCGCUACGACAUGGAGCUCCUCGGACAGCAGGCAAAUUCCCAAAGCAUGCGACACAUCACCCGCAUGCCAAGGCUGGUGGACUUGACAGAGGUGAGCAAAGGGAAAAACUUCAAGAUGUUUGAUGAUGCGGAGCUCGUUGUGGGGAUGUGCUGCAAGGGCAUUGGCUCAUGGUCUGGGAAGAAAGUGAAAGAUCUCGAAAAGAAGGCCACAGGACAGGAAGUAGGUGCAAGUGCAUUGGUGUGGUUGAAGAUCAACCCCGAUGGGUCCUACGACUGCUCUGCGAAGAAGUUUUUCACUGACGAGGACUACGUGAAGUGGGUUGAGAAGGCGAAUGCCAAGCCAGGAGGAUGUGGUCCAGGGGACCUCCUGCUCAUUAUCGCAGGCAAGAAGCUGCAGACGCAAGAGUCCAUGGGCAAGUUCCGGCACCUGAUGGGAACAGAGCUAGGCUUGCGAAGCGAAGGCUUUCGGGCACUUUGGGUCGUGAAUUUUCCGAUGUUGGAGUGGGACGAGGAUGAGGGGCGGUUCACGGCAAAACACCACCCGUUCACUUCUCCCUGGACAGAGGACAUCGAGAAGAUGGUCAGCCUUGACCACAAGGAUCCCAAACUGGCAGAGGUGAGAGCCAACGCUUAUGACAUGGUGAUCAACGGCGUUGAGGUGGGUGGUGGGUCCGUCAGGAUUCACGAGCGGCCUUUGCAGGAGAAGGUCUUCAGUGUGCUUGGCUUCAGCAAGGAGGAGGCAUUGGCGCAGUUCGGCUUCUUGAUGGGUGCUUUUGAGUAUGGAGCUCCGCCUCAUGCUGGUCUUGCGUUCGGACUCGACAGACUUUGCACCAUCAUUGGUGGAAAGGCGACGAUCCGCGACUUCAUUGCGUUCCCGAAGAACAACAUGGGCAGAGAUACCAUGAUCAACACGCCCGCUGCAAUCACAUCCGCUCAGUUGGCCGAGCUCAGCAUCACAACAACUGUCGACGAGGAUGGAAAGCCGAAGGCUUCGGGCUACCCUGCUUGA
This is a messenger RNA of Symbiodinium sp. CCMP2592, 1998 nucleotides long. NCBI's taxonomy places the organism in Eukaryota, Dinophyceae, Suessiales, Symbiodiniaceae. The record is from the annotation of a GenBank genome assembly.